UGCUUCCUGCAUUCUGGUAGCAUCUGUGGCAUCCAGCACCUGGAGCGGGCGGGCAAGAAGCUGACGGUGUUCGACUCCCGGUACUUCUGCGUCGUCACCUUCUCCACAGUGGGCUACGGCGACGUCACGCCCAACGUGUGGCCCUCCAAGCUGCUGGUGAUCAUCAUGAUCUCUGUAGCCCUGGUGGUGCUGCCCAUACAGUUUGAGCAGCUGGCCUACCUGUGGAUGGAGAGACAGAAGUCGGGGGGGAACUACAGCCGUCACCGCGCCCAGACGGAGAAACAUGUGGUGCUGUGUGUCUGCUCCCUCAAGAUAGACCUUCUGAUGGACUUCCUCAACGAGUUCUACGCCCACCCCGGGCUGCAGGACUACUAUGUCAUCAUCCUGUGUCCAACAGAGAUGGACGCCCAGGUGCGCCGGGUGCUCCAGAUCCCCCUGUGGUCCCAGCGGGUCAUCUACCUCCAGGGAUCGGCCCUCAAGGACCAGGACCUCAUACGAGCCAAAAAGGACAAUGCAGAGGCUUGUUUCAUCCUAAGCAGUCGCUGUGAGGUGGUCCGCACCGCAUUAGACCAUCAGACCAUUCUGCGAGCUUGGGCUGUGAAGGAUUUCGCUCCAAAGUGCCCCAUUUACGUCCAGAUUCUGAAGCCAGAGAAUAAAUUCCAUGUGAAAUUGGAGGGGUAGCAGUCUCCAGAGGAGUGGCACAGGACUUAUGGCAAGUGUUGAGGUUUGGUUUACAACAUCGCCAUGAGAGACAGCAUCUUCUUCUCAGAAUACAUGGAGAAAAGCUUUACCUACACCUCCUUCCACGCGCAUAAGAAGUAUGGUGUGUGUCUGAUCGGGGUGUGCCGGGAGGACAGUAAGAGCAUCCUGCUGAAUCCCGAGCCACAGUUCAGAAUGAGCCCAAAUGACAGCUGCUUCUACAUCAACAUCACUAAGGAGGAGGGCACUACCUUUAAGACCCAGGGGGAGAGGACGGGGAGCCGGCCCUGCUUGCCUGUACACAGUGUAAUCGCUUGCAUGGGCACUGUGGCCAUAGACCUCCAGGACACAGGCUGUGGGCCCUCUCUCUGUCUCCCCCCGGAGGAAAUCAAGGGUAACAGCAGGAGGCCCAGCAUCGGCCCCGUGCUAGAGGUGCCAGACACUUCCUCUAUGCACACAGGUGACCUCUAUAGCGACCAAUCAGAGGACGAGACCAUGCCCUCCAAUGAGGACCUAUCAACUGAGGGUCCGGCCCUCGUCUUCUAUAUGAAAGGCUAUCCUCCCAACCUGCCCUACAUCGGUAGUUCUCCAACACUGUGCCAUCUAUUGAAGGAGAAAGUACCAUACUGUUGCCUCAGACUGGAAAAGGGUUGUGAGCAUAACAACUUUGAGGAUGCCAAAGCCUACAGCUUUAAGAACAAGCUGAUUAUUGUAUCGGCUGAGACGGCGGGGAAUGGACUGUACAACUUUAUCGUCCCGCUUAGAGCUUCCUACACUUCCUACAGCCUCAAGAAAGAGCUGAACCCCAUUGUGCUGCUCCUGGAUAAUCAGCCUGACACACAGUUCCUGGAGGCUAUCUGUGGGUGCCCCAUGGUUUACUACAUGGUGGGCUCCAUCGAUAACCUGGAUGACCUCCUGCGUUGCGGUGUGUCCUUUGCAGUCAACAUGGUGGUGGUGGACAAGGAGAGCACCAUGAGUGCAGAAGAGGACUACAUGGCUGAUGCCAAGACCAUCGUCAAUGUGCAGACACUGUUCAGGUUGUUCUCCAGUCUCAGUAUCAUCAUCGAGCUAACCCACCCCGCCAACAUGAGGUUUAUGCAGUUCAGAGCUCAGGACUGGUACUCUCUGGCUCUCUCUAAACUGAAGAAGAAAGAGCGGGAGAAAGGCUCCAACCUGGCCUUCAUGUUUCGCCUGCCGUUUGCUGCAGGGAGGGUCUUCAGUAUCGGCAUGCUGGACUCUCUCCUCUACCAGUCGUUUGUCAAAGACUAUAUUAUCUCCAUCACCAGGCUGCUGCUGGGCCUGGACACCACCCCGGGCUCUGGAUUCCUCUGCUCUAUGCAGAUCUCUGAGGAUGACCUGUGGAUUUUGUCGUAUGGAAGGCUCUAUCAGAAACUGUGUUCCACCGUCAGAGACAUUCCCAUCAGCAUCUACAGGACCGAGUCCCAGACAGCAGAUUCCUCUGAGGAGGAAGAAAUCCGUACUCAGUCACAGCUCUCAGUGUGCGUGGAGGACUUAGACGACCCCAAGGAGCAGAGAGACCGAGAGCUCCCCCCUGUGGCCGGAGGGUACCACCGCAGCUCCACCUCCAGCGACCCAUGGGACGGGAAGGCUCCCCUGCUGAGGAGGAAGAGCGUGCAGUGGGCGUGGAAGCUGAGCCGGAGGGGGACUCGAGGGAACCAGCGGGGGGCUCAGAGGGGGGGCCAGCAGGGUCUGAGGGCCAGACGCUCGGAGAGACAGGAGCUGGACGAGCUGGUCAGCAACAGGAUGAAAAGCCUUGGACUCUGGGCCACGGCUUGCGAUGACAUGAGUGAGAACCACUACGUGUUGAUCAACCCACCUCCUGACACCAUGCUGGAGCUCAAUGACAUAGUGUAA
Messenger RNA from Oncorhynchus nerka (sockeye salmon), 2574 nucleotides. Its product is annotated as potassium channel subfamily T member 2. The record is from RefSeq and is a predicted model, not a curated record. NCBI's taxonomy places the organism in Eukaryota, Metazoa, Chordata, Actinopteri, Salmoniformes, Salmonidae. Gene Ontology annotation, molecular function: outward rectifier potassium channel activity; intracellular sodium-activated potassium channel activity. Gene Ontology annotation, cellular component: plasma membrane. Gene Ontology annotation, biological process: potassium ion transmembrane transport.